Molecule: messenger RNA, 2952 nt
Organism: Alligator mississippiensis (American alligator)
Lineage: Eukaryota; Metazoa; Chordata; Crocodylia; Alligatoridae
Gene: USP30
Product: ubiquitin specific peptidase 30
Exons: 13
Coding region: 39-1568 (509 amino acids)
Biological process (GO): protein deubiquitination
Cellular component (GO): nucleus; cytosol
Molecular function (GO): cysteine-type deubiquitinase activity; cysteine-type endopeptidase activity
Source: RefSeq, a predicted model, not a curated record
GCGGCCAGUGGUUCCGCCUCGCCAGGCCCGGCCGGGGAAUGCUGGCCGCGCCGGGCGCCGCGGGGCCGGGCAGGGCGGUGCGGAGGCUGCUGCGGGCCGGGCUCGCCCUCAGGUGCAAAGCGAUGAAGAACUGGGGCGUGAUCGGCGGCGUGGCGGCGGCGCUGGCGGCCGGCAUCUACGUGCUGUGGGGGCCCAUCGCCGACAGGAAGAAGCGCAGGAAAGGGCUUGUGCCUGGCCUUCUCAACCUAGGAAACACCUGUUUCAUGAACUCCUUGCUGCAGGGCUUGUCAGCGUGUCCGUCGUUCAUCAAGUGGUUGGAGGAAUUUACAUCCCAAUACAAGACAGACCAGCCUGAACCAUCAGAGCGCCGAUAUUUGUCCCUUACCUUGCUGCACCUCCUGAAAGCCUUAUCCUGCCAAGAGGUCACAGAAGAUGAUGUUCUGGAUGCAAGCUGCUUACUAGAAGUGUUAAGGAUGUACAGGUGGCAGAUUUCUUCCUUUGAAGAACAGGAUGCUCAUGAGCUGUUCCAUGUCCUCACGUCUUCCUUGGAGGAUGAACGGGAUCGCUGGCCACGGGUCACACACCUGUUUGACGUGCAUUCGCUAGAACAGCCAGAAACAACCCAAAAGCAAAUAAGCUGCAGAACAAAAGGAUCACUUCCCCCUAUGGCAAAUCACUGGAAAUCUCAGCAUCCUUUCCAUGGGAGACUGACCAGUAACAUGGUUUGCAAACACUGUGAACACCAGAGUCCUGUGAGGUAUGACACAUUUGACAGCCUUUCGCUGAGUAUUCCAGCAGCCAUGUGGGGUCGCCCUUUGACACUGGACCACUGCCUCCAUCAUUUCAUCUCCUCUGAAUCAGUGAGGGAUGUCGUCUGUGAUAAUUGCACUAAAAUUCAGGCAGAAGGGAUACGGAAUGGGCAAACCAUAGAAAACCAGAAGACAACAUUUGUUAAACAGUUAAAGCUAGGCAAGCUGCCUCAGUGUCUGUGUAUCCAUCUGCAAAGGCUGAGCUGGUCAAACCAAGGCACACCUCUGAAACGUCAUGAACACGUGCAGUUCAAUGAGUUCCUGAUCAUGGACAUCUACAAAUAUCAUCUCCCUGCCCAUAAGUCAAGUAAACAUGAUCCAAACCAGAAGGACUCUGCAGGGACAUCUUCUGAGACAAAGGAUGGACUGGCCGUGAGAACCUCAGAUGGGGAGCAGCCGUGUAGCACAAAAUCGCUCUUUCUGAAUGGGGCCUGCUCUCCUUCACUCCUGCCAUCUCCCAUACCUUUCCCUCUUGCCUCCGUCCCUGAUUGCAGUUCCCCAGUAUACCUCUACCGCCUGAUGGCCGUUGUUGUGCAUCAUGGAGACAUGCAUUCGGGACACUUUGUGACCUACCGCCGCUCUCCGUCCUCUCCCAAGAGCCCUCUCUCGGUUAGUAACCAGUGGUUGUGGAUUUCAGAUGAGACGGUGCGCAAAGCGAGCCUGCAGGAGGUCCUUUCCUCCAGUGCUUACCUGCUGUUUUACGAGCGUGUUCACUCAAGAGCACAACACCCGAGUCCAGAGCUCAGGGCUGAGGAAUGACUUGGGUGGCUGGAGGAAGCUGAAACCUGAUGGAACUGCUCUCACCAGAUGUGUGUUGCACCUCCCGUCCAGUAUGCAACUAACCCCACGACAAGCCCUCCAACAUUCCGCCUCCCGUGGCAUUGGCCGGCUUCUGCAGGGAGCUGGUGUCACGAACCAGAAUACCGCUACCCAAAGUUGGUCUGCUAGUGUCGUGCCGUCAGAAGCGUGUCUGUGUUUAAAGAAGCCGUUAUUCUGUUUAGGUAGCAUUCUCUCCGACCCACGGGUCCAAAACAGGGGAUUUCAAGCAGAGACUCUCCAAGGUCCCGUUUCUAUUCUGACUUAUACGUGCGUUUUUAUAUGGAGUUGCUUAGUAUAACCCCAUUACAUUUCACUGCCGAGGUUUCAAAGCAGGUGAUCCAUAACAGCAGUUAAUACAAUUGCUGUUAUCAGAGGCAAUGAUUUAAAAUACAAUAAAGUGCCUUGAGCUUAUUUAAAUGGUUACAUUUCCAGUCCAAAUCUGCUGCAUGUGGGUUACAAUCCGAUGAGUGUCUAUCGAAGUGAUGUGAAGAACUGAAUCAUGUUUCUUUCAAUAGCUCUGGCUAAGCAAUGGAAGAAUUCAUCCAUCCCCACAAAAAAAUGCAUGAUCUAAAAGAGCCCUUUCCUGGAGGUAUGUUCUUUUCCUAAUUCUUCAGUUCCUUGUAUAUUCUAAAAGAACUUCUGCCAAAGUAAAGUGCAGUUUAUUUUUCAGGGAAAAUUCAAGUUGUUUAUUAGGUGAAGACACUGAUUUAUUGUUCCAUUCCCUUAAAAUGUGUGUGAAGUUAGGAGAGAGCAGCAUCUGUUAGCAAUUGCUAUUGCAGUUUCUUCUGUCACUAAAACAAUCUGAUAUUAUUGCUUGUAGAAUCAACUAGCUGAAGCCUUCUAGUGCUAAUACUUUAAGGAUAUUUUAAUUGGUCCCCUAGAGUCACCCGUUCCCACCUUAAUGAUAAACACUGCCAUUCCCUGUCACCCACUCAAAUGUGUGCCCUCUGACCUCCCACAGAGCUUGAACUGGAUGCAGUUGUGAAUCUGGGAUAUGCAGCAACCUGAGUGUCAUGGUGAAGUAGAGUAUGCAUGAUUGCACUUACUAGUUUGGUAAAGUAGUACCGAGGUCUGAGGAGACUGGUGUCACUGCAUUAGAUAGUGCUGUUUUUGAGGAGUACUGUGUUAACUGUCUGUGGCUUCUCUGUGCUCUUUGGUGUGUCAAAAAAGGAGUAGGGAGCAGGGGCAGAAAAAAAAAAAAUCCUUUGGGCUGUUUCUCUAUAAACUGUAGUAAAGUACAUGGGUUUCAGAGUUCUUCUCUGUCCUUGUACUGGUGAGAUGGGGUCUGAAAUGCAGACUAGGCCCUUUCAACAUCAAAUGCAGA